Messenger RNA from Momordica charantia (bitter melon), 1997 nucleotides. RefSeq names its product plant U-box 38 (gene PUB38). Gene Ontology annotation, molecular function: ubiquitin-protein transferase activity; protein binding. Gene Ontology annotation, biological process: protein ubiquitination. The record is from RefSeq and is a predicted model, not a curated record. Lineage: Eukaryota; Viridiplantae; Streptophyta; Magnoliopsida; Cucurbitales; Cucurbitaceae.
UAAAAUGUCAAGUCCUUACCGUUGACCGGUCAAUCAGGUAACCAGACCCACACACCAAAACAAUUGCAAACCACAGUAGUGUAGUGGACGCCCUAAGGUACAGCUUGCCCUGCUCUCUCUCUCUCUCUCUGUCUCUCUAAUCUCUGUACAAUCCCAAUUCGACUCCCAUUAUUUUCCGGCCGAAUUUGGGUUUCAGAAGUGGGCAGGUGGAUUUGGAUUCAUUUCUGUUCUGUGGUUGUGUAUGUAUGGGUGGCAAUGGCAAGUUCCGGUGGAAAUUCUCCUUCCACCACCGUCGUUCUUCUUCCAAUUCGACGAUGGAAUCGCGGGAGCCUCCUAAGGAGUUUCUUUGCCCAGUUUCUGGUUCGUUAAUGGCGGACCCGGUUGUUGUCUCUUCUGGCCAGACCUUCGAGCGUGUUUCUGCGCAGGUUUGCAUAAACUUCGGGUUCUCCCCUGUGUUAGAGGACGGGUCGAGGCCCGAUUUCACCACCGUGAUUCCGAAUUUAGCUAUUAAAAAUACGAUUCUCAAUUGGUGUAAGGAAUCCGGUGCGAGGAAUCCUCUGGCGCCCGAUUAUAGCUCCGUAGAGAGGAUUGUUGGCGCAUUGAUGGAGAAGGAAGAGCCCCACCCCGGAAUUAGGGGUUCGUCUGAUAGGGAAUUGUUGGAGGGGGUAUCGGAUUUGCCGCCGGUGAAUUUCUCGCACGCCGCGACGGAGGUGGGCCACCGCCCCAAUCACUUCUACACGAGCUCGUCGGAGGAAUCGGUAAUCGUCGGAGGAAGUCCCGGAACUCCUCUGCCCUUUACCACUCGACCUGCUUGUUAUUCCUCUUCGUCUUCUUCCUCUGAAAUUGUGGAAAACGAGGCGCUCAUCCAAACCCUAGCCCCUAAUUCAUCGAUCUCCGAAGAAGAGGAGGAAUUAUUGUCGAAGCUCAAGAGUCCUGAAGUGUUUAAGCAAGAAGAAGGUGUUAUUUCGCUGAGAAAGAUUACGAAAGCCGACGAGAAAAUUAGGGUUUCGCUUUGCACGCCUCGGAUUCUUUUUGCCCUCCGCCUCUUGAUAACAUCGAGAUACUCCACCGUACAAAUCAACGCCGUCGCCUCUCUGGUGAAUCUCUCCCUCGAAAAGCGCAACAAAGUGAAGAUCGUGCGGUCAGGAUUGGUUCCGAACUUAAUCGACGUGCUAAAAGGGGGACAUACCGAGUCGCAAGAACACGCCGCCGGCGCGCUCUUCAGCCUGGCGUUGGAGGACGAAAAUCGGAUGGCGAUCGGAGUCCUCGGCGCGCUUCAGCCGCUCCUCUACGCGCUCCGAUCGGAAAGCGAGCGGACUCGAGACGAUUCCGCUCUGUGUCUGUACAACCUAACAAUGAUCCAGAGCAACCGAGUGAAGCUCGUGAAACUCGGCGCCGCGACAACUCUACUUUCCAUGGUGAAAUCGGGAAACUCGGUGGACCGGCUGCUGCUGAUUCUCUGCAACAUCGCCGUGUGCCCGGAGGGGAGGUCGGCAAUGCUGGACGCCGACGCCGUCGGGUGCUUGGUGGAGAUGCUGAGGACGAAGGAGGUGAACUCCGAGUCGACUCGCGAGAACUGCGUGGCGGCAUUGUACGCGCUCAGCUUCGGAAGUAUGAGAUUCAGAGGACUGGCGAAAGAAGCUAGGGCAAUGGAGGUGCUGCGAGAGAUUGUGGACGGAGGAAGCGAGAGGGCGAGGGAGAAGGCGAAGAUGAUUUUGCAGAGGAUGAAGGGAAGAUUCGACGGAGACGAUGAAGAAGAAGACGAGAGCGGGGGGGAUUCGAGUUCUGACUGGGGUGGACUCACUCGAACUCGGUACCGAAUCGGCGGUGGAAGAAAUCCCAGCUCAGCUAAUACGAUGCCGUUUUGAUUUCUUCUUCCUUCUUCGGUCUGUUUUUUCGGCUUUUGAUUAUUGGCUUUGUUCCUGUUUGUAAACAUGUAAUUAAUGGCUUCCAAAACCAUAAAGUAAAAUUUAUAGAUUGUGAAUUUAUUUUUUUUA